AUACAAUGUUAUGCGGUCUAAAAUGGAAACUAAACGAACACUAGAUUACCGAAUUAAUAUUUCCGUUUUAUUAUUCAACAUAAUUCCAUAGGAAAUUUGUAAGGAUCAUGGAGUCAUCCAGUGGGGGAAGUAACAUCCCCAAAAUUAUGGUUUUUAGACCUACCAUGGAAGAAUUUAAAGAUUUUUCCAAAUACAUCAAGUAUAUAGAAGAACAAGGUGCACACAAAGCUGGUUUAGCAAAGAUUAUUCCACCAUCAGAAUGGAAACCAAGAAGAAAUGGUUAUGGUGACCUUGAAAUGACUAUUCCUUCGCCUAUCACUCAAGUGGUAACAGGAUGUCAGGGCUUGUAUCAGCAGUAUAAUAUACAAAAGAAAGGUCUAACUGUGAAAGAAUUUGAAAAAUUAGCCAACAGUGAAAGAUACAAGACCCCAAGACAUUUUGACUAUGAAGAACUUGAGAGAAAAUAUUGGAAGAACAUAACAUUUGUAAAUCCAAUCUAUGGCGCUGACAUAUCAGGAAGUCUAUAUGAUCCCGAUCAAGAUAUCUGGAACAUUAAUCGUCUUGGAACCAUCCUUGAUUAUGUUAAUGGGGAUUAUGGUAUCAAAAUUGAAGGUGUUAACACAGCUUACUUAUACUUUGGAAUGUGGAAGACGACUUUUCCUUGGCAUACAGAGGAUAUGGAUUUAUACAGCAUUAAUUAUGUUCAUUUUGGUGCACCUAAGAGUUGGUAUGCCAUACCUCCAGAACAUGGAAGAAGACUAGAAAGAUUAGCUGCUGGAUUUUUCCCUAGCAGUUACCAAUCUUGUCCAGCUUUCCUUAGACAUAAAAUGACACUUAUCUCUCCAGCAAUACUGAAGCAAUACUCCAUACCCUUUAACAAGAUAACACAAGAGGCUGGAGAAUUUAUGGUCACAUUUCCUUUUGGUUACCAUGCAGGAUAUAACCAUGGAUUUAACUGUGCUGAAUCUACUAACUUUGCAACAGAAAGAUGGAUUGAGUAUGGAAAAAGAUGCCAUCAGUGCAAAUGUCGGAAAGAUGGAGUUAAAAUAAGCAUGGAUACAUUUGUUAAAAGAUUCCAGCCUGAAAGAUAUCCUUUUUGGAAAGAGGGCAAGGAUAUAGGACAUCACCCUGAAGAUGAUCAGAGCAAAUUAUAUCACAAAAACAGAGAUACCAGCAAAUUGAUUGGAGCCAACAGUUCAGGGACAGUUUCGAAGAGACAUCCAAUUUCUACUUCCACAGAGGAAUCACCAAAAAAAAGAGGUCGACCUAAAAAUGAAGAUGCAUCAACAGAUAUAAAAUCAGAAGUUACAGAACAGAAAGUGCAAAAUAUUAUCAAAAAGAUAAAAGAAGAUAUGGAAAAGAAAACUGAUGAUAAUGAUAAGAGUGAAGAUGAUGUUGAUGGAACUAAUUCAGCUUCUGAUACAGAAGACGAAGAAAUUGAUAUUUGUGGUAGGGAAGAAACCAAAAAUUUACCGUCCAGAUCAAAAAUUGAUAUGUACUUAGAAGAUGUCAGAAAACCCAAAGAUGAAAAACAAAAACACAGUCCAAAGUCAUUUCAAGCAGCUUUUGAAUCAUUAGUAGCAGCAAAAGGUAGUAGUUUUUACCUACCUUCACAGAAAAAAGAUGCAAAUUUCAAAAUCCCAAAGAAACGAAAAUCUGAUGAAAGUGUAUCUUCUGAUUCAUUAGAUGAUCAGCCUCCCAGUGCUCAAAAGUCUGCUAGCACAUCAUUAUCAUCUCCAACAAAGAAAACUCGACAUGAUUCUGGGGAAGUUAAGAAAAAGCAUAGACAAAGUUAUCCUCCAUCUUCUAGUUGCUAUUCGUUUAUGCCAUUAUCACAGCAGGAAUCCACUACCAGCAAAGAAGAUGAAUUUAAUAGACUCAAUUUCUUAAUGCCGACUAUUCGAUGGAUAAAACAACAGAAAAUGCUUCAAAAUUGUACUAGUAAACCAGGAACAAGUCCUCUCCAAAUGCCUUCUCCAUUUAUUCAAACAACAACUGAUCAUUUAUCAUUCAGUGACCUUUCUAGAGCUCAGACAAAGGAUAAUGAGAUUAUUGUAUAUCCACAAGGGGUUAUGGUUACAAAACAGCAGACCACCAAUAUAACUCCUAAGUCACCAAGAUCACAACAAGCUCUAUCACCAAGAUUGCAACAGGCUCUAUCACCAAGAUUACAACAGGCUCUAUCACCAAGAUUACAACAGGCUUUAUCACCAAGGUCACAACAGACUAUAUCACCAAGGUCGCAUCAAUCUAUAUCACCAAGAUCACAACAAGCUCUAUCACCAAGAUCGCAACAGGCAUUACCACCAAAGUCCAAACAGGCAUUAUCACCAAGAACUCACACAAUGUUAUCACCAAAGUCAAACCCGACUGUUUCGCCUAAGGUUUAUGACCCAUAUUCUAAGCUUGGUUUACAUUCACUGGGGGCAUCUAUUAAAUCGGAACAUCAAUAUUGUAAUAGUUACAAUGAUCAGAAAUCACAAGUAUUGGAUUUGUCUGUUUCUGCUGCCAUGUCUACAGCCAAAGAUGAUAUGAACUCACCAUUGUUUAGAUCAUUAUUAACAAGAGAUAGCCCUUCAAUGUCCACCAAUAUCACUGUAGCUACAGCCACAAUGAAACAGGAACAAUCCACAGGAACAAUAAAACACGAAUUAUCCACAUCUACCAUUACUUCUACUACAGAGACUUAUCAAAAUACUUCUGCUAGUAUGACAGCUGUUACACAAGUUUCUAAUAGUAUCUCAGUCAGUGAUUCAGCAUUGGGAAAUUUAAUGAACAUGUCAUCCGUAGUUUCUUUGUCAGAUACUUCAGCAUCUUCUGUAGUUGUCAAACCACCAAUGAAACUAACAGGAAGUCAACAAGAUUUAUUUUCAAAUAUGAAUCAGGUGUUUGAAUUAGCUUCUAGUGUACUUAACCCCAAAAAGGAGGAAACUGAAUCCGAAUCAAAGGACAAACGUUUAAGCAGUACCGAAUCCUCUAUAUCAAAUGUGUCAUUAGUUCAAUCGGCAUCAGAUCAAAAGAGAACUCCUGGACAAGUUAGAAUAAUUCAACAGCAACCAAGAGCAGCUGGUCAAUCACUUUUAUCACCUGAUAUUAAUUCAAGACAAGUAAAUGUAUUAAGCAGUCCACCAAGAUUGGCACAGCAAACAAAUUUAAUGGGAAGACAGAAUAUAACCAGAGGCUCCACAGUUAUUUCUCCACGAUCUCAGAAUACUACUUCAACCCAUAGACCAGCAUUUUCUAAUGUUGGCCGUGUGAUUCAGAAUCCCAUUCGAUUGGGAUCUCCUGGGAAUUUUCUACCAGGUCAGAAUAUUGUGCUACAACAGAAUACCUCUCAGCCACAGACUUUUUUAGUGAGUAUACCUGUGAUGACUACCUCUGGUACUGGCGCUCCCUCUAUGCCUACUACAAUUAUUUCCAGUACUAGGGCAUCACAGGUUAAUAGCAUAGUAGGCAAUGUUAAUAAGGGUGUAUCUGAGUCUAAACCAGCUGCUCAGCCAGUUCAAGCAAAUAAUAAGGCUUCACUGACAGUCAACCAACUCUUAAAGGCUUCAAGGGAAAAGGCAGCUUCUGUGAAAGUAGGUUCUGCACAACAAAAUGGCAACACUAAUACCAUAUUGGUAUCUGCAGGAAAUCCCAUUGUAAUUGGAAGUAAAGUUGUGCAGGUACAACCAAAUCUGUGUCUAAAUUCUCAGACAACAAAUCCAACAAAGACUGUUAAUGUUGUCAAUGUUAUACCUACACCUUCUCAAAGGAAUGUAUCAUAUAUCCUUACACCAUCGGGUGGUGCUGUGUCAGGAAAACAAGUGAUUAAUGUUAGUACAACAUCAACUAGUGUUGUUCAAACAGCUUCUACUUCCAAACCAGCAUCAGCUGUCGUCAAAAACAUUGUAAAUCAGACAACUGUUAAACCAGGAUCUCUUUUAUCCAAAUCUGUGCCACAAUUCGGUGGUAGUCCACAAUUUGGAACCACUCAGUUUUUAUUACAAGGUGUAACACAGAUUCAUCCAGCACCAGCAAAACAUUUUCAGGUAGAUUCUAAAACGCCAUUAUUUCAAUCCAUAGUGUCAAAAACUCCAUCUCAAGCCAUAAGUUUAGCGAAAUCAGUAAAUAGUGCUUCAAUUCUAAAUAGUGUAAAUAAAACUCCUAUUUCUGUUAUAUCACCACAAAAUGUACAGAGUUCUGUAACAUCAAGUAAAUCGCCUGAUACAAUGGACAGUGAUCAAGCUUAUGGGGCAAUUGUUAGUCCUAAUAAAGUGUUACAACUGGUACCUCAACCUAUUGUUCCAAUCUCACAAGCAUCAAGUAAAUCUGAAACUGUUAAACCAAUUGUCCCAUCUAGUAAUUCAUUAAUGGUUGUCAAGGAAGUGGAAAGUUGUAAGGAGGUGAAAAAGGAAAAACCUCCAAAGAAACAGUCAUUAUAUAAAGGUGGUCCUAAUGGAGAAUUACUUCAAACAAUGGUUCAGACAUCUAGUUAUAGCUCUUUUACUGGAAGUGGAUCUAAAUUGAAAGGAAGGAAAUCAGAGCAAAGUGAAGUGUCAAGCUCUGAUGACUCACCAAAAAAGGUAAUGAAAAGAUCUCAACAGUCUAAGCAAACAGCUGAUGAACAGAAGAAAUCUCUGAAAAUGCUAACAGAAACAUUAAAGAAUCGGUUAGAUGAAAAUCAGAAUCCUACAAGUCAGUCUGAGGCUUCAUAUUCAUCUUCUGAAGAGGUACCAAAAAGGAAAAAAAGGAAAAGUGGUGAAAAGACACCAAAAGUAGAAAAGAGAAAGAGAAACGAUUCAGAAAAAGAUAUUGGUAUAGAAGCUGUAGUCAUACCUACAAACAUUACAACAGAGCUGUGGACAAAACCUAUCAGAGAUUUAUGGCAACAUCUACUACUAAACUUUGGUGCAGAACAGAUAUUUAAUCAGACAUUAGCCAAGGUGGAACCUUAUUGUAGUAUCUGUGCAUUGUUCAAACCAUUAUCUAGAAUAUCUUCUUCAAAGGAUGGAACCAAACCUGCAAAGAACCUCCGUACCUUACCAAUGAUUCCUGAGAUGUGUUUUGCUUGUAGUAAGGACAAUAAGAGACCAUUUGCUGUGAAUUCAUCAGUAGACAAAGAAGGCCUCAGCCAAAUUUUGACUUGUGAAGACUGUAAAGUAACUGUACAUGCCAGUUGUUAUGGAGUGGCAGAUAUACCAAAGAACAAGAAGAAUUGGACAUGUACCAGAUGUACUAGAAAUCAGUUAUCAGCUGAAUGCUGUUUAUGUUGUCUACGAGGUGGUGCAUUAAAACCUACUACAAAUGGUAAAUGGUGUCAUGUUGUUUGUGCUUUAGCUCUACCAGAAGUUAAAUUUGUAAAUAUUCACAAGAGAGAACCUAUAAAUGUAGAUACUAUUACAGUGGAAAGGGCUAGGCUGAAAUGUAUGUUUUGCCAACCUUUACAAAACAGUGAUAAAUCUUAUGGAGCUUGUAUCCAGUGCUCCAAUGGUAGAUGUACGUCUUCCUUCCAUGUGACAUGUGCUUAUGCUGCAGGUGUAAUGUUUGAAACAAGUGAUUGGCCCUAUCCAGUCUAUAUCACAUGUAACAAACACAAUACAAAGGAAAAGGUAGCUAGAGACAGAGAGUUGACAGAAUUAAAAGUGGGAGAUAAAGCUUAUGUAAAACACAAGAACACAAGAUAUUACCUUUGUAAUAUUGUUAAAGUGGAAGGCCAGACAUAUUAUAGUGUGGACUUUGAGGAUGGAUCAUUUAGUGAUGAUUUAUAUCCAGAAGAUCUCGAUAAUUAUAAUGUUUCUGAUGGUCCACCACCUAUUGGUGCCAAAGUUUGGGUAAAAUGGACAGAUGGAGAUUUAUAUGGAGCAACAUUCAGAGGAACCAAAGAUCACUGCAUGUAUACAAUUGAGAUGGCAGAUGGUACUGAAAAACCACAUAAACGAGAUGAACUGUGGCUGCCUACAGAGGAACUACCAAAACAAGUCAAAUCCAGACUGUCAACUGCAACAGAAAGAAGAUUUAAUUUAUUCUAUGAUGAUGAAAUUGAACAUGAAAUUGCAGAGCAUGGAAGGAGAGUUAAACCAAAGAUCUCAUAUUCUAAGUUACUUGGUGACAAAUGAAGACAUUGUGCAAUAACAUGGCAGCUUAGAUUGCAUGAACUAGUUAUACUGACAUCACAUCUAGAUGCUUUAUAUUCUGAAUAGCAUUGGUCUUCCCUGGUAGGAUGUUAAAUUUUAUUCAGCCAAAUAGAAUGACAUUGUUUGUGAACAGCUUCACACAAUUAAAAUUGACAGAGAAAUUAUUUUUAUGACAGUUGUAUCAAGAAUUCAUAAGUUAGAGUUGUUUUUUUUGGAUUAUGUUUGUUGCAAAAUUGUUGUAGGUGUUGAAAGUUGGAUUUUCAUUUGUAUUCCAUUUUUGUGUAUAUUAAGAAGUAUGAAGUUCAUGUUGAUGGUUUAAAUCAGAGGUGAAAAUAUGUCUGUUUCCCCUUUGGGUAAUCACAACUCUUGUCAACCAUUUUAAAUAUAACUCUACAAUAAGUGACAAGAAAAAGUAACAAUUUUUUUUUUUUUCCUUUUUUCUUUUUUUCUUGAUUAUUUAUUGGACUGGGCAAUGUGAACCCUUGGAUUAUUUAUUGGACAGGGCAGAGCAAUGUGAACCCUUGGAUUAUUUAUUGGACAGGGCAGGGCAGUGUGAACCAUAUUAAGAAAGAUGAUUUUACAAAGCUAACCACUGUGAUGAUUAUUUAUUUUACUAAGAAAAAAAGUCUUAUUAACUUUUGUCUUGUGGAAAAAAUCUUUGAUUCAUCUUUGUUUGAUUAAUUACAUAAACUGUGAAGGAUUCUAAAACAAUAUUAUUUGAACUGGUCUCUUUAUGGCAAAGUUAGUCCCUGUUUAAUAGAGAGCAUAACUGUAAAUAAAUAUUUUGGUGAUGAUGCAUUUGAAAAUUCAAUUAUAACUGUUUCUUUGAAAAGUGUUUAUAGAAGAAGCUUUCUUACAGAGUUUACUUUAUUCAAACGGCCUACAAGAUAUUUGUAUGUAAAAGAUGCAGUUUUUCUUUACAGCAGGUUCACAAUUUGCCAUAAUUAGGUACUAGUAAAAAAACACAGGAAGUUGUAUAAAAACUGGAUCAAAGUCAAAUUAUGAAAACUAUCAAUAGUAUACACACAUGCAAAAUAAACAAAAUUUCAAAAAUGUUGACAAAUUGUUUGUAUUAUUUCGCAUGUAAACAACAUUUUAUCCUUAGUGUUACAUGCCUUUUGCUUUUUAUGAAAGCUUUAUUAUGCUUUUUAUUGAAGUUGAUAUCUGUUGUUUAUUUCUAUAACCUCUACUUAAUAUUUAUGUUUGUAAAUAUCACUUAGAACUGUCAUUUAUAUGACAAAUGGAUUGAGAUAGUGUGCAGAAAAUUCCUGUAAAUUUAUUUCAUAGCUGUUGUAGAUACACUCCUCAGGAACACUGUUAUAAAUAUAUAUAUAUAGAACAAGUAUAUAUUUUCAUAAAGGCAGCAACCAUUUUAACAUGUAAAAAUUCAAAAAUGUAUUUAUUGGUUGAUAGAUAAAUUUCAUUAUAUAGAUAACUAGUUCAUUGAAAAUUAAAGUAUGUAAGCAUUCUUUUUGGCUCCACAUGUUGUUCCCUUUGCUUAUUUUACAGUUUGUUACAUUUUUCUUUUAACCCUGUCUGUGCUGCUUUUAAAUUACAACACAUGUUUACAAAUUGCAGUAACCUUAAAAUGAUUUUAUACUUCAUGGCUCUUAAGUUUUUAACAUGAUUCCUAUUUUAGAAUAGGUAUCAUAUGAGUAAAUUUUAAAUGUAUAUUAUCUUUUUUAAUAUGCAUUUCAUGACUAUCAACAAUCUAACAUUUUCUUAACAUUAUUGUAUACCUUUUGGUAUACAGUUCAUAUUAUGAUUUGUAACAUGAAUUUCAUAUUUUGUAUGUUUGUAUUCUUGUAAUAAAUCAGUGAAAAUUAGCUGUAUCACCUGACAUCAUAGAGUUUUUGUCUGCAGCAUUUUUUUCUACAGAUUAUUUUCAUUAUUUAAAACAUUUCAUGGCCUUGGUUCACUCUUAAGUAUAAACAAUAUUUUCACCUAGAUAAAAUUGCACUGUUUUUGGGGUUUAUGGAUAUAAUGAUAUUAUUUGAAAUACUGACAUAGAUAUGGUAUAACCAUUCCAGUAAUAUAAAUAUGAAAUAAAUGGAUGGCAAUUAGUUUUUAAUUUCCACAGGGACAGACAUGUUAUUUAUACCCUGUGAAUAGUUCUAAGGGUUUAAAGUGCAAGAUCUUUUUGUAAUUUAAUUUUGUAUGAGACCAAUUGUAAGAUCAAACAGUCCUUUUUAUGUCUCUAACUUGAACAUAGUUUGAGACUUAAAAAUUAACCUUUGAUGACAUAGAUUUCAUUGUACACUUGUGUCACCAGUGCCAGACACUUGUAGUCUUAACAGCCUCACAAAAAUAAAAUUUGGAAUGUUUCAGGAAAAAAAUAUUCAUAAAAAAUGUUUUCAGUCCGGUUAAAAGUGGAGGCCUAGAUAGGAUAAAAGUUGUUGGAAAAGCUUUUAGGCCUAAAUUUGAACUGUGAUUUAUCUAACUACAAUAUGUAUUCACAAAAUUUGCUUCAUAUAAAAAAUGAACUGUACCGUUAAGCAGAAACAAUAGUAUGUUUACUUUCUUUUCUUGAACAUGACAAGAUGUUUAUGUUGUUUUUUCCCUCUUUAAUUUAAAAUAUUUAUUAAUUUUAUUAGGAGUAAUGAAUUAUGACAGUAUUGAAAAGAAGCAGUUGUAAAUUUGCGAUUGUAUAUUUAUUACCUAGAAGAGGUGAAUUGUUUAUAUAUACUUUUGUAUAUAUUGGUACCAUUGUGUUGUGUGUGUGAUUAUCAUGCAUUAAAAUCAUUAAACAUGUGAAACUUAA
Messenger RNA from Mytilus californianus (California mussel), 8877 nucleotides. RefSeq lists its product as uncharacterized. Bases 108 to 6098 code for a protein of 1996 amino acids. Gene Ontology annotation, molecular function: histone H3K36 demethylase activity; histone H3K9 demethylase activity. Lineage: Eukaryota; Metazoa; Mollusca; Bivalvia; Mytilida; Mytilidae. The record is from RefSeq and is a predicted model, not a curated record. The transcript is spliced from 19 exons. Gene Ontology annotation, cellular component: nucleus. Gene Ontology annotation, biological process: chromatin remodeling.